CAAAGAGCUGUAAAAAAAGCAGAAGAACCCCAACAAAUGCAGCAAAACCCCAUUCCAGUUCUCCAAGGCUUUGUCAGCCCUGGCUGGGCUGGGAUGACUCGAAAGCUUGUGACAAAUUGCUUGCUUGGUGUCGUGGCUUCCUUAUUUCUGGGCAGGAUUCACCGUGCCUCAGCCUGGAUCUGUGUUUCCAUGUGUGUUUUGGUUUUUUGUUUUUUUUCCCCUUCCCUCUGUAGACAAAAUGGCAAGAAAAAGCUGCCCAGCUUCUUUGGGAUAGAUGGAGGCCAGGAGAGAGACACGACCACGGACAAAAUCCUGCAGUAUAUUCCAGCCAAGAUUAUUCAGAAGCAGGAAAACCAGAAGGAAAACUUGGACCAGAGGUUCCCCAGCCUAUUCAAGAAGGGCCGAAGGAAAACGGUUGUCAGGAAUUUGGGCAAAAUUAUUUAUUACUCCAAGGUCAAGUUUAAGUUCCAGCACUGCCAGGAGGUCAACAGCUGCUUCCUGGAGCUGUUCCAGUCCUACCUGUACUUCCAGUCCACGGGUCCCAACGGCCUCACCUACCAGGGGCUGCUGCCUCUGAAGGAGCUGGAGGUGCGUGAGCUGGGGGCUGGGCAGAGCCCCGGGCAGCAGGACCACGCUUUCCACAUCUCAGGGCCCCUGCUGAACCCCCUGGUGGUGUUCUGCCCGUCCGAGGCUGAGCUGAAGCAGUGGCUGUACCACCUGGAGAAGCAGAUCCAGCUCUGUGGAGGGAGCCUGGCCCUGCCCCUGCUGUCCCAGAGCGGCUGGACGCAGAGCGCCGGGGGCAAGGAGGAGCUGCGCUGGUCCGUGCAGAACCUGCCCGUGCAGGACUGGAGAGGGACCCAGCGGGAAUCCCUGGGAGAAAUCCUCUGCGUGUCCAAGGUGAAGCUCCAGCACCUGCCCUUCCAGGAGCAGCACGACCGGCUCCUGGUGCUCUACCCCUCCACGCUGGUGAUCAUGUCCGAGGAGCCCAGUGGCCUCUGUUUCAAGGGAGAGCUCCCCCUCAACGCCAUCCAGGUGCUUUUUGAGGAGAAUGACAAAACCUCCUUUUUAAUCGAAGGCCGACUGAUAAACUCCAUCCGGGUGACCUGUCCCAGCUACCAGGACUACCAGGAGUGGCUCUACUGCCUCAAAACCGCGCAGUUCCGAAACGCUGACUCCUCCCUCUCGGGCUCCGAGAGCUUCUCUGUGGGGUCAAAGCCGCCACACCCCAGCCAGUUCACCAGCAGCGGGAGAGGAUCCCUCAGCUCUGACGGCCGCACGAACUCCUGGGCGUCCGGAGGGAGAGUGACCACGCUGACCCAGCUGUCCCAGACCAGCGGCUCCCUGCCCGACGGCCACUCCUUCCUGCUGACCCCCGAGGGCCGGCUGCUCGAGGAGCCCCUCUCCCCUGGCUACUCCCAGCCUCUCCAUAGCCUGGCACAGCCCAGCUGGCCCAGCUCAGGGCUGCCCACGCAGGAGCUGCGCAGGGGGAACAGCGCCAGGAAAUCCAAGGGCAAGAGCAGCGGGCAGCAGCUGCCCCAGGACGGGGAGAGGAGCGUCUGCAGCCUCAUCCCCGAAAACCCCAAGGGAGAGACGCAGUCCCCGCUGUACCACGAGCCCUACUCAGCACACGGCUCCCAGCAGCACCCCCUGGCACAGCUGGAGCUGGGCAGGUUCCUGCAGUGCCACGAGCAGACAGGACCACCCCAGGGGACUGUGCCAGGUCCCCAGCAGCUGUCCCUGGAGCAGUGGCACUGCCAGCCCCUGCCAGGGCACUGCAGGGAGGUGCCCACGGUCCCCAUCUACAGCACCCCGGGCACCUCGCGCCGGCUCCAGCCGCGGGCACCGGCCCAGGGCUCCUACCUGGGGGAGAGCUCGUCCCUGCCUCAGGAACACCUGGGCCUCGAGCUGCAUCCCCCAGGUGGCCCCUAUGACCUGGCAGACGGCUCCUGCCCCUGCCGGGACUCCGCGUCCUUCCACGACUACGCCGAGCUCCAGAGCUUCCAGAGCGACCUGAGCUACGACAACCUGUGGGAGGCGGAGGAGAAGGAGCCGGGCGGCGCCCGGCGGCCCCCGCAGGUGUUCCAGGUCUGAGGCUGCUCCCGGCACGGAAAAGCCCCGGGCUCUUCUCCCGCCGGGAGGAGCCCUGAGCUCUGCUCUCCACGGCCUGGCAGGUGCGGGGCUCAAUCCCUGCCCCAAAUCCCAGCGUGGGGCUGAGCAGAGCGGCCCCGGCCUCGGUGGGGCUGGAGGAGCAGCCGUGCCCAGGCUGCAAAGAAAAAAAACCAAAAAAACAAACCAGCUCUGCCCCCUGAAAAUCCCGGAGCAAAAAGGGUCAGGCUCCCUCGGUGAAGGGGACUCGGUGUUCAGAGGGAGAACCAAAAAGGUGCCCGGAUUAGUCGGAUUGCUUUGCACCAGAACCCUCAGCUGGUCCCUGUGGGGAUCCCCUGGGAGCAGCCAGAGCGAGCUCUGGAGGCUGCCAGGAUGCACAGGGCAUCAUCCCCCGUCCUGGCAGCUCAUGGGAUUGUCCUCCUGCGAGAUCAGACAGGAGAUGGAGAGGAAAAAUCCCCAACCAGGUCUGAGCACAGCGGGGUUUGCUUUCCACUUCAUGCCAGAAAAGUUCCUUCCUGCCAGGGCUGGCUCCAAACCUGGUGCCAGCAGAAAUGCCAGGUGAUCUGUGCUCUCAGGUCUUCCCUGCAGAGGAACCCCCAAAUCUCCCCAAAUCAGGGGAUCCCUCCUUUCCUCCCAGCCCUGCCCGUGCCUGGGCUCACCCCAAAUGCUGCCUGUGGCUGUCCAGGCAAGGAGGGGAGAAAAUCCCCCCCAGGAGAAACUCCAGGACAGCCAAAGUGACCAGAGCAGUGCCAGGGGGGCUGGGGUGUCCCUGAUGUCCCUCUGGGCCCCUCCAGAGCCAGGACAGGACACAAACAAGGGACAGAGUCUCAGGGUUGUUCUUUUCCAGCCUCUUAGGCCAGAUCCUUUGGAAGGCCAGCAGCAAAUCCAAAUGUUUUCACCUGAGGCUCUGAGUUCUUAACCUUUGUUCCCUGCAGAGGCUGCAAGUCAAACACAGCAACAAAACCUCUGCUUUGGUUCUUUCUCUGGUGCAACCACAACCAUUUGUACUUGAAUAUCUCUGGUUGUAAUUUCGGGUUUUUUCGGGAGGUACCCAACAAAGUUUACAUGUAAAGGCUGAGUGGGUUCUGUGUAUUUAAAUGUAAAUGUGGCUGAGUUGAAGAGCUGUUUAAUUUUCUAGCUGUGGCUGGUGUUCAGUUCUGUAAAACACCUUCAGGAGUGUGUGGCUUCGGGUCUUGGAGCUGUUGCUGUUUUCUCUCAGGUUUGGUCGGUUUUGGGGAGGAUUUGUAUCUGAUAACACCCAAAAGAUUGAUUUAUUCUGAGCUAAACCGUGCUAGGGGACAUCCCAAAUGUACUGGGAGGGUCACCAGCAUAUUUUAACUGACUUGCAACAGCAAUGCCUGCAAUGACCAAAGGGGGAGAUCCCCUUCCUGUUGAUAUUAAAGUUCCCUGUGGAUUUCUGUGA
Vidua macroura (Pin-tailed whydah) is the source of this 3529-nucleotide messenger RNA. RefSeq names its product pleckstrin homology domain containing N1 (gene PLEKHN1). The transcript is spliced from 14 exons. Gene Ontology annotation, molecular function: phosphatidic acid binding; phosphatidylinositol phosphate binding; phosphatidylserine binding. Gene Ontology annotation, cellular component: cytoskeleton; mitochondrial membrane. The coding region runs from base 37 to 2091 and encodes 684 amino acids. Lineage: Eukaryota; Metazoa; Chordata; Aves; Passeriformes; Viduidae. The record is from RefSeq and is a predicted model, not a curated record. Gene Ontology annotation, biological process: 3'-UTR-mediated mRNA destabilization; positive regulation of apoptotic process; response to hypoxia.